Ramularia collo-cygni is the source of this 3012-nucleotide messenger RNA. RefSeq lists its product as uncharacterized. Gene Ontology annotation, cellular component: centrosome; spindle pole body; nucleus. Gene Ontology annotation, biological process: regulation of protein localization to mitotic spindle pole body; protein phosphorylation; mitotic cell cycle. The record is from RefSeq and is a predicted model, not a curated record. Gene Ontology annotation, molecular function: ATP binding; protein kinase activity; protein binding. Bases 1 to 3012 code for a protein of 1003 amino acids. The transcript is spliced from 4 exons. Lineage: Eukaryota; Fungi; Ascomycota; Dothideomycetes; Mycosphaerellales; Mycosphaerellaceae.
AUGUCGUCGUCCUCGAUCCACGCCGACCCUYCGCCGCCCAUCGUCACCGAACCGACCGGAAUCGAUUAUGCCACAGGACCAGCGCUGGGGAAGGGAGGUUUUGCCAUUUGCCAUCGCGCGGAAAGAUAUGAAGACUGCAAACCAACUGGACAAAUUGUGGCCUUGAAGAUUGUGAAGACGAAGAUGGAGCCCGCGAAGCUCGCUCAAAAGUUUGUCACAGAAUUGCAGAUUCACAGCAAGCUGUCACAUCCCAAUGUCGUCACCUUCUAUCGCGCUUUUGCAUUUCAGACAUCCACAUAUGUCGUACUGGAGUUGUGUUCCAAUGGAUCUCUCGCGGACAUGCUCAAAAAGCGUAAAUUCCUCACACUUCCCGAAAUACGAAGGCUGGUAAUCCAGGUCUGCGGUGCCGUCAAGUAUCUUCACUGUCGACACAUUGUACAUCGCGACCUCAAAACUGGAAACCUAUUCCUUGAUAAGAACAUGAACGUCAAGGUGGGAGACUUCGGGCUGGCUGCUCUAUUGGUGACGGAAAAGGAAAUGGAGGUCAGGAGACGAACUACGAUGUGCGGAACACCAAACUACCUCGCCCCGGAAAUUCUGGAGAAGGGCAAGGGUCAUGACGAGAAGGUGGAUCUAUGGGCGAUUGGGGUCAUUGCAUACACACUUGCUGUAGGAAAGGCGCCCUUCCAUGCCAGCACCAAGGAGGAAAUCUACAAGAAACUCCGAUCGGGAACUUACACUUGGCCAGAGCUAAGCGCGACGACAAACCAAAGCUCAGACUUGAGGGAGCUUGUUUCAAGUCUGCUUGUACCAGAGGAGCAGAGACCUUUGCCGGAUCAGAUUGUCAGCCACUCUUUCUUCCGUAUUGCGUACGUGCCCAGCGGUAUCCCAGAUUCCGCGAGAACAAGAGCACCUGAGUGGCCUGCAGUCACCGUUCCCUCACCAGAUAUCGUCCGAAGAGGGUACAGCGAUACAUGGUAUGCCCUCUGCAAGGAGUCGGGUGUUGGCGAGCUGUCUCCUGGGAAUUGCUUUCCAUUGAACAAAGGCCGGAAAAUACGAAGUGUUGUGCACGACAUUGCCGUAGAGGAGGCGCUGGGGAAGACUCCGACGAUGCCUCUCCCGAGAGAUGUGGUGUAUACUUCGCCAGUGAACGAUCUUGAUGGAAAGUCCACCCUGUCGCAAUUCUCUGUACGAGGGUUGAAGGAGAUUGCCCACAAUGAGGUCGCAAUUACACGGCCAAGAGUGCAGACAGAGACAAGAACCAAGGACGCUGAGAUGAUGCCACCUCCGGUGGUACCAACACGCGCCGCCCGGUCGGGAUCCAUUCGCAAGACCGCCAGAACAAUCAGCGAAGAGGCUGCCAAAUCAUCCGAAACUGUCAAGAUUGCAUCUGAUUCAUCAUCCGGACCGUCUUCCUCUGCAACUCUCAAGGUCGGCAGAAUACGGCCUGCUCCAGUGGCCUCUAGCAGCGCCCCUGUAGUCCAAACAGCGCUCAAGGAAUCAAACAAGUCUUCAACUACUACGUCAACGAGCUAUCAGACUGCCAAGUCAUACYAAGGAUCAGAGGAUAACGAACAGCCAGAAGGCACGAUCAAGAGGAGCGCAGAUGCGAGCCUGGCGAGAAGGCCAAGAGGAGCAACGAAGACCGCGAAAGAACGUGCAGCAUCCCCUGUGGACACUGUAUCAGUUCAACCUGUGGCAGAGCUACCAGUGAGAAGCGCAAGGGUGCGAUCGAAGCCAUCGACCAACAAUUUUGGUCCGUUCUCCACCCUCGAAGAAUUGAAAGACACCCGUCCGCUUCCGUCCAGAUAUCGUAAGAAAGUUGCAUCUCCGGAGGUGAUAGAGAUCCACUCAGAUCCCGACUCGUCAUCCGGUAAAGACGACGUCCCAACAGCAGGAACACUUCGACUACCUCGUCCACCUCAAAUGACCCGAAGACUCCCACAGCCUCAGCGACGCCUAACACCAGAGGAAAGCAAUCCGCCAAUAGUUGGUACAGAUCCCUCCACGGUGCUUGCUAAUCUCGCCAUUUUCCGCGACAAUCUUGCAUCCGCAUUGUCAAAAUCUUCAUUGGCGGCCAAAACGGCAUCUUCGACACAUCAUCACGCCUCGACAGACUCUCUACCCUUUGUCUCCCGCUGGGUGGACUAUAGCCGCAAACACGGUGUUGGCUACGUACUCUCUGAUGGGACCGUCGGCUGUAUCAUUAACGCGACUGCAAAGCUCAACGUCCCUACCACGCCCGUCACCCAUGUCCUAGUCCGCAAUGGACAGCGAUGGCUGUCGAAGAUCGGGAAAGACAAGGCAUUCUCUGGCAUAGACCAGGUCCCACUGGAGAUCUUCGAGGACUGUGGCGACGAAGGCGUGAGGCGAAAGAUCUACAAGGGGCUAGGAAGCGUCAAAGAGGGACCUCUGGCUGUCGAAGCGGAGAGAAGAAGGGUACUGAGUGUAUUGUGGGUCAAGUUUGGGAGGUAUAUGUGCCAAAGUCUGGACGACAGCGGCAAGAGAGAGGAAGCCAAUCGAUCGAACGAGGGCGAAGGCAACUUUGUGCGUUUCUACCAGAGAAUCGGCAAUGUUGGUGUCUGGGGUUUUGUGGACGGUUCUUUGCAGGUUCACUUUCCCGACCAUACUAAGCUUGUGCUCUCGCCCUCCGGGCUUGCCAUCAGCGCCACAGUACUCAGCACCGAGGCCGCAGCUCACCUCAACCUCAAAGGCGAAUUGCUUCCCGCUCACGUCAACAGUCGGACUGUUCUUGCUGAUGAUGUGCACGCGUUGCUUUUUGAGGGCGGACGCUUACGACAAAGAAUCGUGCGCGCAAACCAAAUGACCGAGAAGCUGGCCUUUCUCCAGGACAUUGUCGGGCAAUGGGUUCGCAAUGACGGCCUGGGUCGUCUAGACGAGGACCACGACGAGGGGAAGAGAAUUAGCUGGGGUGGCAUGGCGACAAUGGACGCAAAGAAGGUGGRUCGGGUUUGUGUGGGGAGACACGGGGGAGACUCCCCAGCAAUGUAG